Messenger RNA from Psilocybe cubensis, 1368 nucleotides. RefSeq lists its product as uncharacterized. Lineage: Eukaryota; Fungi; Basidiomycota; Agaricomycetes; Agaricales; Agrocybaceae. The coding region runs from base 1 to 1368 and encodes 455 amino acids. The record is from RefSeq and is a predicted model, not a curated record. The transcript has a single exon.
AUGCCAGCCGACCGCCGCGAACCACACAGCGCCAGCCCCCGCAAAGCUCAAACUAACGCAAGACUUCACCCCACAUCUCCAGUAUCUCCCGCACCACUCGCCUACCUCGCCGCCAAACACAACGCCCCCGCGAACCAGCGCUCAAAGGGCUUUCGCCCUGCGCGCGUUAUCGCGCCUCCCGUUACCGUCGAGGGAGAGCGUGAUGGCUUGGGAGGUGCGGACGCAGAGGGUGAGUGGGAUGGGGAUGGGGAGGGGAGGGGGAGUGGGGAUGAAGGAUAUGCGAGAGGAGGAGGAGGGGGCAGAAGAAGAGGGGGAGCAGGGGAGAGCGACUCGGACUCGGACUCAGAUGUGGAGAGUGUGAAUGAGAUCGACGCGUUUGAGACAGAGACGGAGGAAGUUGACUAUCUACAGCAGCACAAUGAAGAGGAUGAGGAGGAAGCAAGAGACAUGCACGAUUCAGAAUCAAAAGCCCGAUAUGAGCAUGAACCCGCCAGUCCUCCCGCCGCCGCCGCCGCAGCAGCAGCAGCAGCACCUCGACAAGGGACGCAGUCCAACACGACACCCAAACCCAUCAAGUUCCGGCCCUUACGCAUCCUCGCACGGCCCACAACGCCCGAGCCCAACCCACAUACUGAAGAGCGGGGGUCCUCUGACUCUGGUUCGUCUCACGAGGACUCCUAUGAGGAUGACGAGGACGAAGACGACUAUUCGGACUACGAAGGCAGCGAACGGAGAAGGAGGAGGAGGCGCUUGGACUCGGACUCGGACUCGGAAGUGUCCAGCGUGAAUGAGGCGGAGGCGUGGGAGACGGAUGAUGUCGAUGAGCAGUGGGAGUUGGAGUUGGAGUAUGAGGCCAUGGAGAGGGCCUAUUAUGCUGAGAUGGCUGAGAUGGAGUGGGAGAUGGAAAGGGAGAUGGAAAGGGAGAUGGAAAUCCCUCCAGAAGAACCAGAACCAGAGCUAGCGUCGAACCUCGGAGACGACGACGACGACGACGACGACACAGCGCGUCUCGCAGAGGUAGAAGCAAAAAUCGACGCGCUGUUGAAAGAAAGAAACGCGAUUCUAGCCGCGCGCGCCCGGGACGGAAAGAAGAAGAAGCAGGCGCCUAACACUUCCCCUGUCCCUGGCCCUAAUCCUAUCCUUAUCUUUACUCUGGGGCCUGCACCUACACCUACACCUGCACCCGUACAGAUACCCGUACGGACACCCAAAACGCCUACACCUACGGACCCCACCAACACCAACACCGACAAGGACACGGACCCCGCCGCGCUGGACGUCAAAGCCGAAAAAUGGGUCGCGUAUCACGCAACGCUGGUGCAGAAAUACGGGGAUCAGUAUCCCGGUUCGUACUCCUCUCUCCUCUAA